UCCCCGCGGGGGUGUCUGGGAAGGAGAGAUCAUGGCGGUGGAGCCGAGCAAGACGGAGAUCCAGACCCUCUUCAAGCGGCUUCGGGCAGCGCCGGCCAACAAGUCGUGCUUCGACUGCGGCGCCAAGAACCCGAGCUGGGCCAGUAUCACCUACGGGGUCUUCCUGUGCAUCGACUGCUCCGGCGUCCACAGGUCCCUGGGCGUGCACCUCAGCUUCAUCAGGUCCACAGAGUUGGAUUCUAACUGGAACUGGUUCCAGCUGAGGUGUAUGCAAGUGGGCAGCAAUGCCAACGCGACUGCUUUCUUCCGCCAGCACGGCUGUACCACCACAGAUGCCAAUGCUAAAUAUAAUAGUCGAGCUGCCCAGAUGUACAGGGAGAAGAUCCGGCAGCUGGCAAGUGCUGCCAUGGCCAAGUAUGGCACUGAUUUGCUUAUAGAUGGACUGAGUGGAGCCCCUGGGCACUCCCCUGAGAAGAGUGAUGCUGAUUUCUUCAUGGAGCACACACAGUCUUCCAGUACCUGGGAUGUAGCAGAUGCCACCCAGAAUCCUGCACAGUCUUCUCCAGAGAUGGAAAAAGCAGCAAAUUCAUCAGAAGGCAGCGAAAUUUCAAAUCCCACCCAAGGUCCAUCUAUUGACUUGUUGAGCACAUCUCCUAAGGCUCCUCUAGAACUUAAAUCCUCCCUCAUUGGAAAGAAGAAGCCGGGAGCUGCCAAGAAAGGGCUGGGUGCAAAAAAAGGUCUUGGAGCCCAGAAAGUCAGCAGCCAAAGCUUCAGUGAGAUUGAGCGGCAAGCCCAGGUGGCAGAACAGCUGAGGGAGCAACAGGCAGUGGAGUCCAGGAAACAAGCUGAGGAGUCCAUAGUCACGUCAAUGCGACUGGCUUAUCAGGAACUGCAGCUUGAUCGGAAGAAGGAAGAGAAGAAACUCCAGAGCCUUGAAGGGAAGAAACGUGAACAAGCAGAGAGGCUGGGCAUGGGAUUGGUGUCCAGAAGUUCUGUUUCACACUCGGUCACAUCUGAGAUGCAAGUAAUUGAGCAAGAGACACCGCUGGUAGCAAAAUCUUCCCGCUCCCAAUUGGACUUGUUUGAAGAUGGUGGAAGCUUCACAUCUGGACCCCCCAAGUACAAAUACAGUCCCUUCUCAUUCGAAGAUGCAUUUGGCUCACGAUGGGAAACGGACUCUUCAUGGGGUAUGGACAAAGAGGAGGAACCAGAGGUGACCGUUUCCAGCAUUCGGCCGGUUUCAGAGAGACCCGCCAGUAGGCGGGAAAUUGAGAACCGGCCAUCCAUGGUGGAAUCCAAUGAAGCUCGGCAGAAGUUUGCAGGGGCUAAAGCUAUCUCUUCAGAUAUGUUUUUCGGGCGGGAGGCAGAUGCUGAGUAUGAAGCCAGAUCCCGACUACAGCAGCUCUCAGGCAGCAGUGCCAUCAGCUCUGCAGACCUGUUUGGAGAGGCUGACAAUGUGCACUCAGGUGGUGUGUCUAUUGGAAAUGUCCUGCCUGCAGCUGACAUUGCACAAUUCAAGCAAGGAGUGAAAUCAGUUGCUGGCAAGAUGGCUGUCUUGGCCAAUGGGGUGAUGAACUCCCUUCAGGAUCGUUAUGGUUCAUAUUGAUGACCCAGGAACUGCAAGGGGAAGCCAGCAAGAGGCACUGACGCCAACUUUGCCUGGAGUAAACUCCACAGGAUUGUCUUAUUUGUCUGGGUUGGGUGGGGAGGGGAGAAGGUAAGCAGAGAGAGUCAGGACAUGGCUGUGCCCAGGAUGUUUUCUGAAUAUCUCUGGAUUCCACUCUAUUAAAAUUCAAUGUGCCCUCAUACCCACUGCUAUCUACUAGCCAGUGGAGAUAGGCCUUCUUACAGGGUUAACCUCAUUGCUGUAAAGAUGACAGGAACUCCUGGGUUGUCCUCAUCAGUGCUCCUCUCCUUCUUUGGCCCAUACCUUAGCUCACCAAGUGACAGAGAAAAGGGGAAUGCUAUUUUUCUGAACAUCAUGUGACAUGACUGUUUUUUGUUCUGAUCACUGCUCCCAAUCCAUGGUGCUGUGGAGUCCUCUGUAUUUGCAGGGUUUGCCUUUUACCAUGAUCUAGUCCUUUUUACUGUCUUCUAAACCAACAUAUAUGAAUGCAGGAGAAAAAAAAAUCAAAUCAAAGAUUAUUUUUUUAGCUUCUAACUACAUCAUCAGCAAAAAAAGCCCAGGUAAAGAAGUAAAGAAAUUCACUGGAUCCCUGGUUUAUUUUGUUGCCCAGCUUUGGAUCAGAUCAAAGUACUGAGCUUCUAAGUCAACCAUGAGGUGCAGCAGUGAGAACUUUUAGUCCUGUUCAGCUUUGUCUCUGGUUUGAACACGAGUGCUCUUCUCUUC
Molecule: messenger RNA, 2350 nt
Organism: Lonchura striata (white-rumped munia)
Lineage: Eukaryota; Metazoa; Chordata; Aves; Passeriformes; Estrildidae
Gene: ARFGAP2
Product: ARF GTPase activating protein 2
Biological process (GO): COPI coating of Golgi vesicle
Molecular function (GO): GTPase activator activity
Source: RefSeq, a predicted model, not a curated record